This is a messenger RNA of Phanerochaete carnosa HHB-10118-sp, 1011 nucleotides long. RefSeq lists its product as uncharacterized. Bases 1 to 1011 code for a protein of 336 amino acids. Gene Ontology annotation, molecular function: palmitoyltransferase activity. The transcript has 9 exons. Lineage: Eukaryota; Fungi; Basidiomycota; Agaricomycetes; Polyporales; Phanerochaetaceae. The record is from RefSeq and is a predicted model, not a curated record.
AUGAUCUGUGCCAAGCAAGUCUUUCGUUGCUUCAAAUGGAUCGAGCGUGCCGGCGACAGGUUGACUGGGGCGGCGGGACCUGUGUUUGUCGCUCUGGCAGUGGUCCUGCUCUCCGUUGGCGCGGCAUGCUUCUUCGAGGUCAUUCUCCCGUCCUUGCGCUGGCCAUGGCUUACGGCGCCGCUCUGUCUGCUCGUCGUCUUGAACCUGUUCACGCACUAUUACUACGUAUGCACCGUCCUUCCGGGCUUCGUCACGGACCCUCCGCCCCAUCACGGCUCAGGCUGGCUCUGGGCUCAGCCGCGGACACCCAUGAGGGGUCGACAGAUGACGGGCGUGCGCUGGUCGGAGGAGCUUAACUUGACAAAGGCGUCGAUAACAAGAUGCAAGAGGUGCGGAGAGAUGAGGCCAGAGAGAGCACACCACUGCAGGAUCUGCAAGCGAUGCGUGCUGAAAUACGACCACCACUGUCCUCCCUUAUUUGCCACAGGGAUAAAUCAAUGCGUCGGUUUGCAUAACGAACGCCAUUUUGUGCUCUUUCUCAUAUAUCUGACCAUAUCGACCUUGUGCUACUCUGUGCUUGGGUGGGAGCACGCGUGGCGGGCAUUAGGAUGGUACAACGACUCUUGGAAUCAUUAUUCCCCCGAGGUCGCUUUUCUGCUUGAAUAUCUCCUUUCCGUGGUCAUAUUUUUUGCCGUGACCGUCAUGGGCGGCUUCCACCUCUGGGGCAUCGCGAACGCCGAGACGUCGGUCGAAAACCAGGACAAUGAGCACUACCGGAAGGUAGCCCGUUCCCGCGGCGAAGUCUUCAUCAACUCUUACGACCUGGGCAAGCGCAAGAAUCUGGAGCUGUACUUCAAUGUUGGACCGAAUGGAUACCCAUUAUACACGCUCAUAAUCCCACUUCGUCUCGAGCCAUACACCGACGGCAGGUCCUGGGCCCGGCGACCCGGUCUCGAACGUCAUCCGGGAGUUAUGCAUGGCGAGGAACUCACAGACGACGACGAGGAGUGA